Molecule: messenger RNA, 831 nt
Organism: Musca vetustissima
Lineage: Eukaryota; Metazoa; Arthropoda; Insecta; Diptera; Muscidae
Product: homeobox protein 5-like
Exons: 2
Coding region: 1-831 (276 amino acids)
Source: RefSeq, a predicted model, not a curated record
AUGUCGGAGGGCUUAAAAACGCUCCUCGAAGCUGCUCAAUACAUUGAGCAGCAGGAGAAAUUGAAAUUAUCGCCACAAGCAGCAACAGCAAUACCGGCAAUACUCAGUGAUCAUCACCCGCAGCAGCAGCAGCAGCGUUUUAUUGUGCAUGCCGCCUUUGAAACGACAGGUUCGGCGGCGAUACCCAAUGGCCACCAUAUUAUUGGUAACAACAACAACAGUAUAAAUAUACGAAAUUCUAAUAUACGGCAUGGUGUUGGCAAUUUGCAAGUGUCAUCAUCGGCACCAGCUGCUGCUGCCACUUUCCAGCAUGUCAGCAAUGGUCAUCACAACAACAACUCGUCGUCGUCGUCGUCCUCCGCCUCUACUACCCACCAACAACAACAACAUCACCACCACCAUCCACAUGUUACCGCAACGGUAUUAAGCAAUGGUACAAAUAGUGCAACAAGCAGCAACAACAACAACGGUCAUCAUCCCCACCUUCACAACAACAACAACAACAGUAGUCAAUUAAUUCACGCCAAUAACCAUCACGAUUACGAAUUUAAUGGCAAUGGCACUGUGACAGUAGUGGCAACAUCCGCACUAUCACCAGUAACAACGGGGCCAAUGAAUGGUGGUGGUUCCCCACCACCGUCAUUAUCGGCUGCUGUAGCAGCAGCAUCGCUAAAUGGCAGGUCCAGUGAUGGUCGUAUGUCGGCCUUUGUUUGGACGUUGUCACGUCGCAGUGUAAAUGAGGAGAGUGGCAAGCAGCAUAUGCGCGUUCAUGUUUUUUUGCACAAUAAUUCGUACAUGGACAUGUUGGCGAAUUACUUAUUGAAAGGAUAA